Molecule: messenger RNA, 1272 nt
Organism: Paramecium tetraurelia
Lineage: Eukaryota; Ciliophora; Oligohymenophorea; Peniculida; Parameciidae
Exons: 2
Source: RefSeq, a predicted model, not a curated record
AUGAAUUUCACUUUAGAGGGAAAACUUAAAAUAGAUUAAUUUUUGCAAUUACUCAAAAUCUUCUCUAAUCCUACUAUUAUAUGUGAUGAUGAAAAAAUACAAUUUUCAGAAAUACCGGAGAAUUAAAAAUUUAAUGAACUCAAUAAAUCAGAUAAACCUGCUAGUUAUGCCUAAAUAAACAAUGAUUUCUUUAAUGAAUAUUAAACAUAAAUUAGAGAAAAUCAUCUAAAAUUUGCAGAAACUAGUUGUCUAAAUAUUAAGAUGUAGCAAGAUGUUUGUUUAUUAAAUUCUUAAUUGAAUUAUGUUUGUUGUUAAGUUCCAAUUGAUAUGAUAUACAAAGCACUUAAGCCAUUAGCAAAAUCACACAUAAAGAUUUUGAAAUUGUCAUUUUCCUACUUACUUAUUGAAUAAAAUUAUGACAACAAAUAAAUUUAGUUAAAUUUUAUAGUUGGAGCCUAUUCAGAGAGAGGUUUCUUCACUAUCGUGAAACCUGUAAACAUGCUUCAAUAGAAGGAGAUAGAACUUCCAAAUUUAAAAAAUAAAGUAAUUACUAUAAAUUAGGAAAACUGCAAAACUAUAAUUCAGUAAAUGAAAACAUAUCCAAUUUCAUUAAUUUGUAAUGUCGAUGAAAUAUCCUUCUCUCCAUUAUCUGUGGAUUUAGAAUAAGUAGAUAUUUGGUCGGGUGCUUUGACAUAUUAUAAUUCAUCAUUAGUAGAAGAAGUCUACGGUAGUUUAAGUAUUUAAUCAAUUUAUACAAAAACAUAUAACCCAAUUUUGAGUUAUUGUGCAAAAGUUAAGUAAGAUUGCACAAUCUAUAUCACUCCAUCUGAAAAUGAUUCAAAAGCAGCCAUCUUAUAUUUUGUAUCUAGUUAAUCAAACAUAAUCAUCUGCAAUAGAUAAUAAGUCAUAACAAGUGAUGAAUCAAAAGAAUAGGGCAAGUUAUUUUAAAAUAUUAGCGAUGAAUUACUUGAUGAAAUAGAAUAAAUUAGUAGCCAAUUUGAGAAAAAGUUUUCUUAAAUUUAAAUAACAACUAAUGUUAAAGAUAAUUACAUCGGUAGCUAUGAUAAUUAACCUUUAAAAAUGGCUUAUUCAGCUAUUGAAGACAACAACAGUAAAAUGUAUAGUACAAUCAAUUAAAAAGAGCCUUUAUUGUUUGUCCCACCAAAAGUAACAGGAUCAAUCAAUGAUGCUAUCUUAGACUACAUGACCAGAAAUUCUUGCAAAUAGACCUCUACUACUCUAUCAAGAUAUAAAUCAAAUUUUUAGAAUUGA